AUGCCUACUGAGGAAGAGGAGGAGAACUCUGCACAACCUGUGUGGCAGUCCAUCCUACUGUUUGGCUGUAAGGGAAUGAUUGAGGGAAUCAUCGUCCUCUUGUUUCUCUGGCUGCUGUUGCAGGUGCUCUUCACAAAGCAACAUGAAGGUAUGACUCCACCUGGAGAUUCUGGCUUGGUGGUCCUGUGUUUUUCCCUUAUCCUGGGAUGCAUCAUUUGUUGGUUAAAGACCAGACACAAACCACUCAAAGACAAAAAUACUGUGAGGACACCCCCUCCUCCUGAUUCUGUGGGUAACGUGACUGUGGCUUUGAGUCCUGCCCUUUUAUCUGGAACCACAAUUACCAAAUUACAGUACGAGGAACUGGAAGGAGUGGUUCAAGACUAUCCAUCUGCUUUCGAGAGCUCUACACCAUCAGAUGAAGAGUUGACUGCUGUCUCUGAGGUUAACAAGUCAUGCUUCCAAAUGAGACGACUCAGUUCUCCAACCUCUUCUUUAUACAAGCCCAUGGCCAGUGGCCGCUGCUCUCUCCCCUCUCUCCCAAGACUUAGUCUUCUCUCAAAUACCUGGAAGGUUUUGGAACGGCACUGCACUGUGGCUGGAGAUAGUUACUCAUUUAGCGAACACAGAAGGCUCACUAUUCCCAACCCUCGAUCACCCUGUGCCCUUUCUCCACUUCAAACCCAAGGUCUACUACAGGACGAAACUUUAUUUCCUAACUAUGUUUCAAAUUCUCGCAGUGAGACCUCAGAUCCCUUCUUGCACUUUACCCUGACCUUCUCUUCAACACAGAACACACUCACUGUAUCCUUAGUGGGUUUAACCGGCGUAAUCCAUCGUCUAGAAGAAGUGACUGUCCAGGUCAGGCUGCCCCCACUUUGCCCUGGACCUCUGGAUAUAUCUGCUCAAGAUUACAACCUUAGCUCUGGACUCUAUAAAAAGAACUUGGUGAUCAAUGUCGGAUCUCUAGAGGGGCUUAAGAGUUGCAUGCUCAGAUUGGACAUCUUCAUGCAGGAUAAUCCAAAGACAUCCCUAUUUGAGGAGCUGGAAGUUUGCUGCAGUAGUCUGGACUGGACACCAGACAGGCCUGUUAGCUGCGUUAUAGAACUAAGGCAAGUUGUGGACAAGUCCAAAAAGGACACUUCAUAGCUCUUGCUGUGAAACUAGACUGUCUUAAACAUCAUCCCAGACAUCCGAAAUACCUACACCUCGUGUUGUCUUUCAAAGGACAAGAGUGGCUCAUAUUUUAUUCAACAUGCGAGAGAGUCUUCGGUCAGCUCUUCAUCUUGUUGCAGUACCAGACUGUGGUCUGUUGGGUUAAAGUCCUCAUUCUGAAAGCAGACAAUCUUACCAACCAGACUCCAGAUAUGCACCUACUUGAUUUGGAGGCCAAUGAAGAGGGAUAGAUUCACUGUGUAGCACAAGCCAAGCAGAAACUGUGCAACAUCAUGUUAUUCAACCAUAAUUGCAAAAUGAAAAGUUGACAUGACCUCAAAUCUGACCCAACCAUGGACAGAUUCACUGGAUUUUUUCUAGGCUUAAUUGUGUUUAUGGGGUGCAGUCUAACAUGUGUUAAUGCUUUUUUUAAAAAAAAAAAAAAAACACUAU
Messenger RNA from Sinocyclocheilus rhinocerous, 1608 nucleotides. RefSeq lists its product as uncharacterized. The coding region runs from base 1 to 1149 and encodes 382 amino acids. The record is from RefSeq and is a predicted model, not a curated record. The transcript has 3 exons. Lineage: Eukaryota; Metazoa; Chordata; Actinopteri; Cypriniformes; Cyprinidae.